CGGGGAGGGCCUCGCACUGAGCGCGCGCGCUCUUGGAGUGGGGGGGAGGCAGCGUAAGCGCAGCUCGAAGAAGGGAGAAGGGAGACGGGAGACAGGAGACAGGACAGGGACACGGCGAAGCCGGGAUACCGACGGGACACCGACGGGUCUCCGCAGCGUCCGUCUGCGGCGUGGUUUUAAAGUACAUCACAGAAAUCCGGUAGAGAAGAAUAUUGGUGGAUAAAAAGAACCAGGACUGGAUUCCUGCAGCUGCCCUGAUCCAGGACAGAGGAGGGGAUUUGCUUCGGCCAGAGACAGGAGGCCAUCAUGUGCCCUCCAGCGAUGGAGAGGAUGGGAAAACACACGCUACGUGGAGGCGUCGUGCUUCUUUUCUUCCUGGGCCACACGAUCACGGCUCUGGAAGUACCCCUUGACCCUAAAGUUUUGGAAGAAUUGCCGCAGCCACCUACUAUAACUCACCAGUCGCCAAAGGAUUACAUCAUUGACCCGCGGGAGAACAUCGUGAUCUACUGUGAGGCCAAAGGGAAGCCCCACCCGAGCUUCUCAUGGACCAGGAACGGAACGCACUUCGACAUUGACCGGGACCCCAAGGUGAUCAUGAAGCCAAGCUCUGGGACCCUGGUCAUUGACAUCAGCGGGGAGAAGGCUGAAGCCUAUGAAGGCAUCUACCAGUGCAUGGCUCGGAAUGAGCACGGCACCGCGGUGUCCAACAACAUCGUCAUCCGCCAGUCCAGGUCCCCCUUGUGGGCAAAGGAGAGGAACGAGCCCAUCAUCGUGCAGGAAGGGGUAUCUCUGGUCCUGCCCUGCAGACCCCCGGCUGGGCUCCCACCACCCAUCAUCUUCUGGAUGGACAACAAUUUCCAGAGACUUCCACAGAGCAGUCGAGUUUCGCAGGCCUUGAACGGGGACCUGUACUUCUCCAAUGUGCAGAUGGAGGACACGCGCAGCGACUACAUCUGCUACGCUCGGUUCCCCCACACCCAGACCAUCCAACAAAAGCAGCCCAUCACGGUUAAUGUGCUGAACAUGGAUGCAAUCAAUGAGACAAUGGCAGCUUUUUUGAAUGACACUGAUUUUUUUAGUGACAGUCCUGCCGGAGAGCGUCCCCCGAAAUUAAUGGUGCCGCAUGGCACCACCAGCACAGCGAUGGUCCUGAGGGGAGAGGUUCUGGAGCUCGAGUGCAUCGCCGAGGGCCUGCCAACCCCAGAAAUCACCUGGAGGAAGGAGAGCGGAGAGCUACCCAGCGACCGGGUCUCCUUCCUCAGCUUCCAGAAGACACUGCGGAUUUCCGACGUGACUGAAGCAGAUGCUGGUGGCUACCGCUGCACAGCCAUGAACCGCUUGGGCUCAAUGCACCACAUUAUCACAGUCACAGUCGAAGCUGCUCCCUACUGGAUCAGUGCACCCACGAAUCUCAUUCUGGCCCCCAAGGAGACGGGUGUUCUCAUCUGCAGAGCCAGUGGGAACCCCAAGCCUACAAUAACUUGGUCCAUGAACGGCAUUCCUAUUGAGAACUCACCCACAGACCACAACAGGAAGGUGGAAGACGACAGCAUCAUCUUUACACAUGUUCAGGCUGGAUCCAGCGCUGUUUACCAAUGCAAUGCCUCUAAUGAAUUUGGCUAUCUGCUGGGCAACGCUUUUGUUAAUGUACUAGCGGAGCCACCAAGGAUGCUGACCCCACCAAACAAAAUUUAUCAGGUCAUCACCAACAGUCCUGCCUUGCUGGACUGUGCAAACUUUGGGUCCCCUAUCCCAAAGGUUACAUGGUUCAAGGACAGCCAGACGAGUGUGCUUGACGGGGACCCCUACGUGCAGCACAAGAAUGGUACGCUGGAGAUCCAUGUGGCUCAGAAGGCCAACAGCGGCAAGUACACUUGUGUGGCCAUGAACUCCCUUGGCAAAACGGAGAACUCUGUCCACCUGGAGGUCAAAGAGCCCACCAGGAUCCUCAAGCAACCUGAGUACAAGGUUGCCCAGAGGAACCAGAAUGUGGUUUUUGAGUGCAAGGUGAAGCAUGACCCCACACUCAUUCCCACCAUGAUCUGGCAGAAAGACAACCAAGAGUUGCCGGACGAUGAGAGGUUUGUGGUGGAUGCGGACAGCCUGACCAUCAAUGACGUGACAGAGGUGGAUGCGGGCACCUACACCUGCAUUAUGAACACAACCUUGGACCAGGACUCAGCCAGCGCCAUGCUCACAGUCGUCGAGGCAACUCCGACUCCAGCUAUUGUCUACGAACAACCGGAUCCCCCAACAGACCUGGAGCUCACAGACCCACAGCAGAGGAGUGUCCAGCUAACCUGGGUCUCAGGAGACGAUAACAACAGCCCCAUCCAGAAAUUCAUCAUCCAGUAUGAGGAUGCACUUCACGAACAAGGCGUUUGGCACAACCUGACCGAGGUCCCUGGGACAAAGUCCACGGCCCAGCUGAAACUCUCCCCUUAUGUUCACUACACCUUUAGGGUACUGGCACUCAAUGAGGUGGGCCUGAGCAAGCCCAGCUCCACAUCCCGGCAGUACAAAACUGACCCGGCAGCUCCCGAGGAGAAUCCUUCUGGAGUAGAGGCUGAAGGAACCGAACGUGACAACUUAGUGAUAUCGUGGAAGCCGCUGACCGGCCUGCAGUCCAAUGGGCCGGGACUCCAGUACAAGGUCAUGUGGAGGCAGAAGGAUGUGGAAACGGACUGGAAUUCCGUGAGGGUAGCCAACGUGUCCAAGUUCGUGGUGUCGGGCACGAAGACCUUUGUCCCGUACGAGGUGAAGGUGCAGGCGGUCAAUGACUAUGGGAGCAGUCCAGAACCAGAGGCGGUCCUUGGGUACUCAGGGGAAGACUUCCCUACAGCCCCCCCGCAGGGAGUGAAGGCCCUGGUGAAGAACAGCUCCUUGGCAGAGGUCCAGUGGGUGCCCGUCCCUCAGCCCUUGGUCCAGGGCCGUCUGAAGGGCUAUACGGUCUACUACUGGAGGGAAAGGAGUCUCGAAGCACAAGACCCCCAUGUGGAAGAACAGAAGAACCUGACCUUUAGUGGGAACAGGACCCAUGGAAUGCUCCCUGGACUGCAGCCCUACAGCCUCUACAGCUUCAACGUGAGGGCUGUCAACGGGAAGGGCGAGGGUCCACCAAGCUCCAGUCAGCAGUUUGAGACCCCUGAGGGAGUUCCUGGGAAUCCCGAAUUCGUCAGGGUCACAAACCCCACGCUGGACUCCCUGACCGUGGUGUGGGGGCCUCCCAAAGAGCCCAAUGGUCGCUUGACGGGCUACACUCUCAGAUACCAGCCGAUCAGUAACACAAGUGAGUUGGGCCCAGCGGUGGAGAAGUUCUUCCCAGCCAACGAAACUACUGUCACAUUGCUCAACCUCAAAAACAGUACCCGCUAUAAGUUUUAUAUCAAUGCCAAUACGGUCAUGGGAUCAGGAGCCACAAUAACAGAGGAAGGAGUCACUGUUAUAGACGAAGUCCUUGUGCAUCGCCCUGCAGUAGAUAUGGGCAAAGGGUACACAGAGCUCCCUCAUCCAAUCUCCCCUAUCACACAGUCUCUGCGUCCGCCAUUCCGCAAGGUGCACCCGGUGGGUCCGGCGUUUGGAAACGUUAGCUCGUCCGUGGGAGAGGACGGAGCCGUUCUCAGUUGGGAGUACUGGGGCGCAGAUAAGAAUGUUUAUGUUGAAUACACUGUAGAAAAUAGUAAAGAAGAUUGGAAAAAAGAGUCUGUAAACAGCUCCCAGACUUACCACAUUAAAGGCUUAAAACCCGGGACGUUGUAUAAAGUGCGGGUCGUUGCUAAAGAUCAGUCCGGCAAAACGGUUCACAGUACAGAAGAGCUUUUAAUAAAUGUUCCAGCCAUGGCGAGUCGGCAGGUUGACAUCGCCACGCAAGGCUGGUUCAUCGGACUCAUGUGCGCCAUCGCCCUACUCAUCCUAGUCUUGCUCAUUGCCUGCUUCAUCAAGAGGAACAAAGGCGGCAAGUACCCAGUGAAAGAGAAGGAAGACGCCCAUGCGGAUCCCGAAAUCCAGCCAAUGAAGGAGGAUGACGGGACAUUUGGGGAAUACAGUGACACCGAGGACCAUAAACCUCUGAAAGGGAGCCGCACUCCUUCCAACGGCACGGUAAAGAAAGACGACAGCGACGACAGUCUGGUCGACUACGGCGAAGGCGGGGACGGCCAGUUCAACGAGGACGGCUCCUUCAUCGGCCAGUACAGCGGGAGGAAGGAGAGGGACACGGCCGAGGGCAACGAGAGCUCGGAGGCGCCCUCCCCCGUCAACGCCAUGAACUCCUUCGUGUAAACCCGAACCCGGGCUGCCCCCUCCAUCUCAAAGGCUGUCCCGCUGCACUGUGACCCAACCAUCCCGCGCACAUUACCGUGAAAAAUAAAGUCAACACCUCCAAAACGACAGAGACAGGUGCUGCGAAAGAAAUACUUCGAGGGGGAAAUGAGGAAAACAAGGAGGACGAUGAACGCACCAAAAAAAUGGGCCGAUCGCCUCGUUCCUGGGGGGGGGGGGACGACGACACACCAAGAGGAAAGGAGUGUGGAAUUGCUCUUUUAUUCUUUGCAGGCAUUAUGCAUUUUUUUUUGAACAUGACCAAUUGGCAAUCAAAGCGCAUUUAACAUGCAGUUCGCUCAUCUGCUUCUAAUAUAGUGCAUGGAAGUAAUAGUCGUCAAACACACGUUGUAACACGGAAACAAAACUAGAGUAUAAUGUGGAAGCAGUGACUUCAUUUUGACUUAACGGUGCACAUCUGAAUUUCUGGGUAUGCCUUUAGUUUUUUUUUUCUUCUCGUCAAAGUGUUCUAUCGGUAUCGUAUGAAAAAAGGCUUCAAUGUCUUUGUGGACAUUGUUGUGACACGUGUGAUGUAUAAUGUAUAGCUAUUAUUCUAUGUCUUUUUGCAAGACAGGAGCUGUUUGUAUAUAAUUGCAGAAGAAAUAUAUAGAGACUGGAAACUGAGGAUAUGUGUUCAUGGGUAGGGCGCCGAUCUCAGUGGGAAAAGUACUUAACUAUUGUCACCCUUCUAAUGCACUUGAUUAGACUUUUUCAGGCUUGGCCUUGUACUGUUCCGUUAUUUAUACUGUUAUUUCUCCUGUUUUUUUUUUUUUCGUUUUACUUUUUCACACUGGGUGCGUUUUCCUACCGCGACGGUGCUGACGGACAGAAGUGGAGGCGCUUCGCCGUCGGCGACAGAGCCGCGCGACGCGCACCCCGCAUCUAGGCGCACUCUAUCCGCGCGACACGCUCCCAAGCGCAGAGAUCUGGAGGGUUUAUACAACAGCAGCACGUUUCAGAUUCCUACCUUGUGUGGUCAAAAGAAAGGAAAAAAGGAAUGAAAUACUACCUGAGCUACAGAAUGCAUAGUGGGCCUGCUGCAGUGUUCGAGGACGCUGGUUCCGAGGGUCCCGUCAGUAUAUAGUGCCUUUGUAGAGAACAGUGUUCGCUCAUUUACCGGUAAACUCCUUUGGAGAACAGACGUGUCCAGCAGAGAUCAGGAACAAAAACCGCAAGAAUGUUCCGAAAGAAUGUUUUCUAAGUGCUAGAAAUGCGACACGGUGCGCAGGAGGCGAUUCGCGGCUUAGCUGCCGAAUGAGAAAUGCUGUAACGAUCACGAUAUCGCGUCACACUUGCACAGAUCCCCGUUGCUUUUUCAUGCUACGUUUUCCCCCCUUCGAGCAUCUUAAACCACUGCCAAUGUACUGGUCAACCUACUGCCGUGUUUGGACAAGAGGAGCGUUACCACCGCUCAACCGUAUUCCGCCGGUACGGUGCACGGCCGUGGCCAUGCUAUCAACCGCUUGCUUUGUACUUAUUUAAUGCGUGGUUUUUUUAAAUUUUUUUUUUAUUUUAUUUUAUUUUAAAUGUACGGAAAGCGCAGCUAACAGAUUCACCAAGGGCACGAUUCCGGUCUGGCGACAGCACUGCGGGCCAAAGCAGGGGAAUGUUUUUCAUGUUUUUUUUUCAUAACUUGCAUCAAGUUUUAAGUUGAAGUUUAUGCAUUUUUGUGUAGAUAUUUUGUUAAAUUUGUAAAUACACCCUGAAUGACUGCAGACUCUAGGCCAUAAUGAUAAGCAAGUCUAACCAAUAUAGUACUUCUGUGUAAUGAGCAGACACAGCCAGUGGAGUGGAUUGUAUUGCAUAUUAUCCUCUUUACACUUUAAUUUGCUGUGAACGUAAUAAAAUGUGUAAUACGUAGAAUGGCUGUUCGCAAGAUCAAGCUAAGCUCAGCAACCGGUCUUUAACUCUGAGACGGUGUCAAACUUGUCAUCUGUCGUCACUGUUCGCUCCCGACGGUUCGCGCACCUUUUUACAAAAAUAAACGGCAACAAAAGACGCAGGUCCUCGAAAAUAAUGCGCAGAGCUCAACGGCGAGCAGGUUUCGUUAGAAAAGUGUUUCUUUUUCUUUUUAACGAUGGUACGAUAUGACACUCCGCUUAAUGUAGACGCAAACGUGCAUGAGACACUGCCAAAAUGGAGUACUCAGUAUUACUGCAAAAGAAUUUGUAUUUUAAAAGAAAAUAAAUGUUGAUUUCAGCAUUUCACUAACAAUGUAUUUUACUUUCUCCUUUUAUUUAAGUCUUCAGAGUUUUAAAAUGGAAUUACAGCGGUUUUAAAAUAUAAUUAUGAAUAAAUAAAUAUCAUUG
This is a messenger RNA of Scleropages formosus (Asian bonytongue), 6632 nucleotides long. It is a transcript of the gene nrcama, whose product is annotated as neuronal cell adhesion molecule a. Gene Ontology annotation, molecular function: cell-cell adhesion mediator activity. Lineage: Eukaryota; Metazoa; Chordata; Actinopteri; Osteoglossiformes; Osteoglossidae. Gene Ontology annotation, cellular component: axon; plasma membrane. Gene Ontology annotation, biological process: cell-cell adhesion; brain development; axon guidance. The record is from RefSeq and is a predicted model, not a curated record. The coding region runs from base 307 to 4284 and encodes 1325 amino acids. The transcript is spliced from 33 exons.